AUGGGAGAAGACUUUAAUCGGUGUGAUUUGUGUCGCGCCAAACUCUGCGGUUUCUCGCCACCUGCUGAUUCAACCCCCAUAACAGCGCUGCUCCCGUGUCUUCAUGCUUUUUGUCCGUCCUGUAAAACUAAAUGUGAACAAGCAUCACUGAAUCACCAGACGUUGGUUUGCGAGAUUUGUCACACGGAAUGUCUUCGAUCUCAUGUACUUAAUCUUCCAAAUACAGGCGAAUGUACUAUAAGAAGAUGUGAAUCUGCAGUCUGUCCAGAUAAGCAUCAGGCUACAACUAAAUGUAUUGUUUGCAAUGAAGCUUUAUGUGCUGAUUGCAGUUUAGCACAUCAACGCGUCACCGCAACAUCUUCUCAUUUUUUGCAAACUUUAUGUCCUGUGAUUCCGAAGUGUGUCCGUUGUCGUCUCCAUAGCAAUAUGAAAAUUAUAUCGUUAUGUCAGUGUGGGUCGUAUGUGUGCAUGACGUGUGUCACCAGUAGACUUCAUGAGGGUCCUUCACAUAUGGUAACACCCUUAUCUCAUUUACCAAAUGCUCAUGUCGAUGAGAGUAAAAUUAUGUCUUCAACAGCACGAGAGACAACACACAUCGAUUGCAGUUUAUCAAUGAUACAAGUGCGUAAGAAUGCUUUGAGUGAACGUGUUGCUAAUUUAAAGAAGGAAGUUGGGAAUCAAGUUGUGCAUAUUUGUCAAGCGGUGAUGAGGAGGGGAAAUGACCUGUUGCGGGCACUGGAUGCCGUUCAGUUUUAUAAAGGGCAGGAGUAUGACAAACUUCGUAAUGAGCUACUUUGGCAAAAACGACGAUUCAGUAGAAUUAACUUAUACGCUUCACACAUCAAACAUUUCGACGAUCUCACAACGCUUGUGGUUAUGCGGCAGUUUUUGGAGAACUGUAUCAUAGUUAUUAAAGCAAAGAAAGUUAGUAGUGAGAGAAGUUUGAAUGGCCUGCAGCGUCCAGCGACGGUUCAGUUCAAACCCGAUAUAGAACAAGUUCUAGCAAAUAUCAGUCAGUGGGGGCGGAUUUUUGCCGAAGUCGAUGAUUUAGGAACACUAAAAACUGUAGAAGUUACCCCAACACCUCUCUCUUCAAAUCCCAUAGAUGUUCCAUUGUUCGACACCGCAACGAAUAGAUCGAGAGGAUCUUGUUCAUCGACAAGUAUUUAUGCACAACGCUCAUACCCGAAUAGAUCAGUUAUGCCGAGUACCUCAAAUCCUGUUACUUUGCGACUGCCAGUAUCACAGGAGCAUUCCCGGCUUUUGCAACAGCAACAGUUUCAUGUCCAGGAGUUGGCAGCAAGACAAAUGCAAAAUGCUCGAAGGCAAGGGUUCCCGCAGUCUCAGUUUUUUGGUUCUCUGCUGACUGAAAACUCUCAACGUCCAGGGUCUAUUCAGCUACCAAGCCCACGAUAUUCAUAUCCAUAUGUUUCUGGAUUGACUACGACCGAACGACCAUAUGUUCCUCCAUAUACCCUUCCUGCUGGGCAAAUCCUUCCAUAUACUCAGCGAAUGUUUUUGCCAAAUCCCAUGCCAACUCAACAACCGCCAACAUCAAAUUUAGUCGGAGCAUAUAACGAUAUUCACCGAGUCUCCAAUAUGCAGUUAACAAGUUCACAUUCAGGAAGCAGCUUAUCUGGGGCUCCUCUCGCUCCAGGGUCUCAUGCAAGCUCUCCUCUUAAGCGAUCCGGCGAAUCAUUAAUGCAGACUAGUCGACUUAGUAUGGUUAACCCUUUACCGAUUUCGAGCUCGAAUUCGCUUUCCACUUUUUCUUCUGCUGUACAGACCGUAUCAUCAUCUAGUGCAGCCACGGCGGAUACCCAACCUGCAAGCAGUUCAAACAACUCUAGUGUAUACACUCAAAAUGCUGAUGCAUCUGCAGCACAUGAUGGAUUUGAUGUAUGCUUUAAUUCACCGGUUUCUAAUCGUGGUGUAACAUCUUCGACGCAGCAAAAGUAUGCGCUUAUCAAUUCUGGACCGUCAGCGAGUACAUGUGUUAGCUCGCCACCACCAAAGGACCCCGAACCAGCUCCACUGAAAAUAACAGUUGGCAUCAAAAAAAGUAACAAUGAUGAAAUCGCAAAGGUGUCAAAUAUGUUCAAAACCCAGUUCGAUCAAAGCAAACUGUCGGAUCCAGAACAACUGAGAACUGGAAGUGAGCAGCAGUUCCAAGCAGGAGCUUCAGCAGAUAAUGAUGAAUCAAGAUGGGAUGACUAUUGCUAUGUAUGCCAGCAAGGCUGUGAUGAAAAAACUGGCUCUCUUGGUUGUUGUGCGCGUUGUCCACGAGUUUUUCAUAAUAUUUGUCAUAUCCCAACCAUAAAAGAGCAGAUGGAGAAUUUGCCGGAUGAAUGGGCAUGUUCAUUAUGUACUGAAGCAGAAGCAUUGCACGAAAAUGCGGGUACAAUUGGACAGCGCGAGAGAUUGCUCUGCUCAAAGGUUUUACUAAGUUGCUAUGAAAAACAUUUGGAUGUGGAACCAUUUAGUCAACCUGUACCACGAACUGUCGUUAGUUAUCAUAUGAUCAUCAAGCAACCUAUGGAUUUUUCAACUAUUGCACGACGCUUGAAAGAAAAAUCAAAGGAUGCAUUCACGAACGUUGCUCAGUUUAUCCAGUGCAUGAACUUAGUUUUCGAAAACUGCUCGACCUUCAAUGCACCAGGUGAUGAAGUUGCAAGGGCGGGACGUUCUGUUUAUCAAAUAUAUAGUAGAGCAGUAAAAGAGUAUCUUCCAUGUAUGAAAAGUCAAGUGUGGUUAUAUGUGAAUAGAUAUUCGGAAAAUCGUCAUGCAGGACUAAUGCAAAAAGAGCAGAAUGCCCAGACCUCAUCAUCCACUGUACGGAUGCAUGAAAUGUUGGAAGAGCCUAUCACUAAGAAGCUAAGAAAGGAAGUUAAAAGUGAAUUUAGUGAAAUCACUUGA
Messenger RNA from Loa loa (African eye worm), 2916 nucleotides. RefSeq lists its product as hypothetical. The transcript has 20 exons. Gene Ontology annotation, molecular function: protein binding. The coding region runs from base 1 to 2916 and encodes 971 amino acids. The record is from RefSeq and is a predicted model, not a curated record. Lineage: Eukaryota; Metazoa; Nematoda; Chromadorea; Rhabditida; Onchocercidae.